AUGCCUUCGCCGUUUGAGCGUUCCUGGCAGCUACCAGGACCUGGGAAUAGCUUUGUAUUCGACGCAACUGCGUCUUCCCAGGUCACCAGCGACAGGAGCAUGGCGCCGCCGGGGCCUGGUUCAUCCCAGGUCCUUGGCGAGAUGGAAAUGGGGCCUCCGAUAUUCAAACUAUCGCAUGCUUCUAGUGAUCUAUGCUCUUCUGGUCAGGGUGAGGCUAAAGGUUUCGUGUUGUCGCGAGCUCAGAACCUUGAUGCAUAUCCUGAUGACCAGCUCGGGAUUACUGGCGAACCGCCACGGCCUGCGAAUACUAGCGAAUCGCCACGACCUGUGAACGCGUUUCCAAUUACACAAAGGCGCACAAGUCCGAUUCCGGGGCUACAGACUCCCGCCUCAAACACUGGAAUGCGAUCAUACUCUUGCGCCCCCGUGCUGAACUAUCAGCAAACCUCCGCGAGCGACUCGGCAUUUUCCCCACCAUGGCCGUGCAUCAUGCGAUCGAUCGAGCAGGAUGAAGCGUCUCCUCAGUCCUCUGUUGCUGGCGACGUGCUGCAUGAGAGCUUCGGUUUGCCUGUUAGAGCUCAUCCUGUCUGUCGCCAGUCUGUUAUUGGUCGUGGUACCGAAGUUGGCAAAGAUGACAUGGCGAAUACAGCGACUCAGGCGUGUUUGCGCAAUACAGCGUCACAGCGUUCAGAAGAAUACGAAGCCCCAAGGCGGCUGUCAGCGGUUUCAGGCGGAGUUGCGAACUCAUUCACAGCGGAUUCAUGCGAGGUCACUCAGCGCCAAGAUACCCAAGUCAAGUUUAGGUGCAUGCGAUGCCAAAUAGCCUUUCUCGAAGAGAAGCUGGGAACACUGCGAGAUCAAGUAGCGGACAGCGAGAGCGAACUACGCUUGCUCUUAGGAGCCGUAGGACUUAGUGAUACGUAA
Molecule: messenger RNA, 924 nt
Organism: Pyrenophora tritici-repentis Pt-1C-BFP
Lineage: Eukaryota; Fungi; Ascomycota; Dothideomycetes; Pleosporales; Pleosporaceae
Source: RefSeq, a predicted model, not a curated record